Messenger RNA from Beta vulgaris subsp. vulgaris (sugar beet), 2007 nucleotides. RefSeq names its product high affinity nitrate transporter 2.5. NCBI's taxonomy places the organism in Eukaryota, Viridiplantae, Streptophyta, Magnoliopsida, Caryophyllales, Amaranthaceae. The transcript has 2 exons. Gene Ontology annotation, molecular function: nitrate transmembrane transporter activity. Bases 251 to 1753 code for a protein of 500 amino acids. Gene Ontology annotation, biological process: transmembrane transport. The record is from RefSeq and is a predicted model, not a curated record.
CACCAAGUCGCAGACUUAUAUAGUCAAAGAGACACGGUAAGAAAUGCAACUUACCUGUGACCUUUCCAAUCCUUGAAGAAGUUUUAGUAUUCAUUACAAACUUCAUAGGAUUUGCCACUAUAUAAACAUAGCCAGGAGAACCAUUUUCCAUAACUUCACUCACCUACUCAUCUUACAUUGUAACAUUACGACAGAAUAUCAGUAACAAUUAAGAUAAUUGAUUACCCACAAAACUAGAUAGAGUCGAGUCAUGGAAUCAACAAUUGGAGAGUUUGAAGCAAAAAAGUUUGCUCUUCCAGUUGAUUCAGAGAAUAAGUCCACAGUUUUCCCACUCUUUUCAGUGGCAAAUCCUCAUAUGCGAGCAUUUCACCUAUGUUGGAUGCAAUUUUUCGCCUGCUUUUUGUCCACUUUUGCUGCUCCACCCCUCCUUCCUAUCAUUCGUGAUAACCUUAAUCUGACUGCAAAUGACAUUGGUAAUUCCGGAAUCGGAUCCGUGUCAGGGGCAAUCUUUGCCCGUGUUGCCAUGGGGGCUGCUUGUGACUUAGUUGGUCCUCGACUAGCUUCUGCAACCCUCGCACUCCUCACUGCACCUGCAGUUUACCUGUCUGCUGUGGCAGACUCAGCCACGGGUUACUUUCUAAUGCGGUUUUUCACAGGCUUUGCUUUGGCCACGUUCGUCUCUACUCAAUACUGGAUGAGCUCCAUGUUUUCUCCAAGAGUUGUGGGUCAAGCCAACGGCCAAGCAGCUGGGUGGGGAAACCUAGGAGGUGGCGUAGCGCAGCUUGUCAUGCCCCUCGUGUACAGUGUUAUCCUUAAGACAGGGUCCACACCGUUUGCAGCUUGGAGGAUUUCGUUUUUCAUUCCUGCAUUAUUCCAAAUGUCCUCGGCAUUUGCAGUCAUGAUAUUCGGGCAAGACCUGCCUGACGGAAAUUUUCAUCAGCUGCAGAAGUCUGGUGAUAUGCACAAGGACAUUGCCUCCAAGGUUUUAUAUCAUGGAGUCACCAAUUAUAGGAGCUGGAUCACUGCUCUUGGCUACGGAUUCUGUUUUGGAGUUGAGCUGGCAGUAAACAAUAUCGUUGCCUACUACUUCUAUGACCGCUUUAAUCUCAACAUCUAUAUUUCAGGGAUGAUUGCAGCUAGCUUUGGGAUGGUCAAUAUUUUCUCCAGGCCUAUAGGCGGGGGGCUGUCAGAUUUUAUGGCUAAAAAGUUUGGGAUGAGAGGAAGACUGUGGAGCUGGUGGAUCGUGCAGGCCCUAAGUGGUGUACUCUGCAUUGGUCUGGGACGUAGCAGCACUUUGAGCGCUUCAAUUGUAGUUAUGAUCAUCUUCUCUUUGUUCGUGCAAGCAGCUGAAGGACUCACUUUCGGGGUUGUUCCUUUUGUCUCCAGAAGGUCUUUGGGAGUGGUUUCCGGUAUGACUGGAGCUGGUGGAAAUGUGGGUGCAGUCAUAACUCAAGUAAUUUUCUUUAGAGGAUCUCAAUUUACAACAGAAAAAGGAAUAGAGUACAUGGGUUACAUGAUCAUAGCAUGUAGUCUUGGCAUAGCUUCCAUAUACUUCCCACAAUGGGGAGGUAUGUUUUGGGGUCCUAAAAAACAUGUUACAGAAGAAGACUACUACUUGAGGGAAUGGGAUGCCAAGGAGCAAGAGCUUGGACUCCAUCGCGUAAGCAUGAGAUUUGCUGAAGGUAGUAGAAAUGAGAGGAGUAGCAAAGGAAAAUCAGCACCAGAAGAAGAGAUGACAGAGACUCGCGUUUAAACGCCACUCUUUUGUCUUCUAAUUUAUCGUCUUCUACUCUUUAUACACAGCUUCUGGUUUACAACUUUACUGUCUUCAUGCACUAUUUUUGGGGCAAACUAUAGAAUUGCCAAUAGUGGGAGAAAACAUUUCGCACAGUAUCUUCCCCCUAACGCGAGUUUUCCUUCUUUCCUACAGGCUUUUCGUAACUAUCAUGUACUUUAAUAAGCUGUUAAGAUACAAGUGACAGGAAAUAAUAAACCAUCUUUUGAAUC